Molecule: messenger RNA, 2443 nt
Organism: Medicago truncatula (barrel medic)
Lineage: Eukaryota; Viridiplantae; Streptophyta; Magnoliopsida; Fabales; Fabaceae
Product: phosphatidylinositol transfer protein 3
Exons: 6
Coding region: 1181-2161 (326 amino acids)
Molecular function (GO): phosphatidylinositol transfer activity
Source: RefSeq, a predicted model, not a curated record
UCUACUGGUUUCUCUGUUGUAGCCACGUGUUUUUCCCAACCCCUCUCCUUCUUCAUGAUCCAUCUUCCUUCUCUUAUUUUCCUUCAUCCAAAAAAACAUUGUUCUUCUUUUCUCUAUUCAUCAAUGUCAAAUGUCGUUUGCUUCGUCUUUUCGUGAAAAAACGGUUUCAUUCUUCUAUUCCACGGUAUUACUUCAUUUCAUGUUUAUAUCAGUGGAUGAUUUACAUGCAAAUAAUAUUGCUUAUUAUUAUUGUUGUUGUUCUAUUCAGUUGGUAGGUUUUUGUCUGAAAUCAUGGUCUAGAGCAAAGCAAUAUAGAAUGAAUGCUGAUGAAUGAUAUAUGUCUAUUCAUUAUUACACGCAACAACAAAUUGAAGAAGAAUUUCACAUGUCAAACGAGGUCUAAGAAAGAGGAAAUUGAAUUGUGUUUAUGUAUGUUUUCCUUGUUGAUGAUUGUAAUGCUAUAUAUAGAGGAAUGAAAGACAAGCAGGCAACAAGCUAACCCAUGACGAAACAACCCUCUUGAAAACUACAUUCUUAGAUCUUCUAGAAUACACGACAUUGAUAUGCAUGACCCUUUAACUUUUCGUAUAAGAUCCACAACCUUUGGUACUAGGAAACCAAAAGUGUCAAAUACAAAUGGCAUAGAAAAUGUUGAUUGUCAAAACACACUUUCUCAUGUUUGGUCACUUGGCUUGAAGCGACUUCGAGGGCUGUCUGUCCCACAGUAAAAGUCCUAGUCCCCAAUCCCACAAGUGGGAAAACCCCGGUCAAGUCCACACAUGUGGUUAUACCAUUGCUAUCAUGCGAUAAAUCAUAAAUGAUUUUGAAUUGCGCCAUACAAUAUCUAAUUGUUCUUUUGAAACAUUUUAUGAUUGAAAAUUCAGCUUGGCAAUUUGCGAUUUGAAUCUUGUUCUGAUAAUAACUAUGUUUGGAAUAUCGUAAGACUUGAGUUUUAAGUGCAUUCCUGAUUAGUUUACAAAAAUUAUUUUACUAUUUUGAUCUUGAGUGACAAAAAUAUUACCUUGUUUUCAUUUCAUUUUGUAUUUCCAAAGGUUUGUAUAUAACAAAAACAAGAUUCUUAAGGAAAAGCGUAUUCUACUUUUCCCCAUAAGAAGGAAACAGAGAAUAUGGGGGCUUUCUGACGAGGAUGUUUUAGCUUGAUUAAGAUUUGAAAAGAAAGAUGUCAUUUAGGAGAUUGAGAGAUAGUAUACUUGAAAAGAUUUUAUCUCCAGAAGAGCAGCAGAUCAAGAUCGCAGAAGUCGGAAGGAUAAUUGGUCCAAUUGCCGACAAGUUCCCGGCUAUAUGUUCGGAUGCAUCAGUGCUAAGGUUUCUUAAAGCACGAAACUAUAAUACUAUAAAAGCUGCAAGGAUGUUGAGAGCCAGCAUAAAAUGGAGGCUGGAGUUCAAGCCUGACAAGAUUAGAUGGGAUGAUGUAGCUCAAGAAGCUUUGAUGGGAAGGAUAUAUAGGGCUGAUUACUUGGACAAGCAAGGAAGGGUUGUUUUUGUUAUUAAAGCUGGACGUCAGAGUACAAGUGCGACAAUCGUACAGAUCAAGUACCUUGUUUACUGUUUGGAGAAUGGUAUAUUUAAUUUAAGUUCCACACAAGAACAAAUGGUUUGGCUAAUUGAUUUUCAAGGGUGGAGCACAUCGUGCAUAUCAGUAAAGGUCACCCGAGAUGCUGCUCAAGUCUUGCAGAAUCAUUACCCUGAAAGGUUGGGCCUUGCAGUCUUCUACAAUCCGCCAAAAUUGUUUGAGUCAUUUUGGACGAUGGUGAAACCAUUUCUUGAACCCAAGACUUACAGAAAGGUGACAUUUGCUUAUCCUGACAACCAAAGGAGCCGAACGAUGAUGGAAGAACUCUUUGACAUGGACAAGCUAGAAUCCUGUUUUGGUGGAAAAAAUACAGCUGGAAUGAACUUUGAAGCUUAUGGUCAAAAAAUGAGAGAAGAUGACAAAAAGAUGAUUGAUUUUAUUGAUUCUUGCUGUUCAACCUCAGAAGCUAAUGAAGUACUGCAAUCAAGGAAUGAUUCUGAUAAUGAGUCAUCUGGUAGUGAAGCUGUUUAUUCAAACUUGGAUGAAGAUGAAGAAACUAUACUGAAGCGGUCGCCGUACUCCGAAUAUGAACCCAUGAAUGAGGUUCAUCAUGAGAAAAAUGAGUGAAGAGCUGAGCCAAAAUUUAGCAGACCAAUAUGUAAGGUUGGUUUUUAAGUUGACAUCUACAUUUAUUUCAACCAAUGCCCAAUUAGAUCACUAUCCAAUGUAGCAGACAUCAAUAUAUGGAGCCAUGCACCUUUUCAGUGAAAGUGUGAAGAAGUUGAGUUGGCUCUUUUGGCAUGAGAAUUUCAGAAGUGGGGUGUGUUUGUAUUUUGAAAUGUGUAAGGAUUUGUUGUCAUGCAACCCACCGUUCUUUCAUGUACAGUCUAACCUAUGUCCUAAAUGUAA